Messenger RNA from Gallus gallus (chicken), 901 nucleotides. It is a transcript of the gene KCNE3, whose product is annotated as potassium voltage-gated channel subfamily E regulatory subunit 3. Gene Ontology annotation, molecular function: delayed rectifier potassium channel activity; voltage-gated potassium channel activity involved in ventricular cardiac muscle cell action potential repolarization; transmembrane transporter binding. Gene Ontology annotation, biological process: ventricular cardiac muscle cell action potential; negative regulation of delayed rectifier potassium channel activity; potassium ion export across plasma membrane. Gene Ontology annotation, cellular component: membrane. The coding region runs from base 280 to 564 and encodes 94 amino acids. The transcript has 2 exons. The record is from RefSeq and is a predicted model, not a curated record. Lineage: Eukaryota; Metazoa; Chordata; Aves; Galliformes; Phasianidae.
GGUCACACAACGGGACUGCAGGCUUUGGGGACACACUGGUAGCCACCACCGGGGCUGGGUGGCUUUGGCAGGUGGCUCUGCCCCGGGAAGGGGAGGAGGCUGCGGCACUCCCAGCCCGGCUGGCAGCCGCGAUGCUCCAGUCCCAGCUCAACCCAGCGGCCGUGCAGGCAGAGAGGGCACCCGAGGACCCCUUGGGGGCUCAUCCUCAGCCCCAACAUCACCCUAGGGCACCCCAUCCAUGGGGCUGCUGCUGCCGCCCCACACAGGCUUGGCGAGGAGAUGGAGGAGGACAACAGGACAGAGCCGUGGCACCACAGCCUCCAAGCGAUGCUGGAUGCCUUGAACCAAACCCUACACAGGGCCAUCCUCCACCCCAGCACCCCGCACAAUGCCAGCACCCGCGCCGGCCGGGACGACAACGCCUACCUGUACAUCCUCUUUGUCAUGACGCUCUUCGCCGUCACCGUGGGCAGCCUCAUCCUGGGCUACACCCGGUCCCGAAAGGUGGACAAGCGCAGCGAUCCGUACCACGUCUACAUCAAGAAUAGGGUCUCCAUGAUCUGAGCCCGGUGCCUCCUGCAGAAAGAACCCCUCGGUGCUGAGCCCUGGCGCAGGGCAGGAGCACCGGUGUCACCUGCGGGCAGGUCCCGGUGCUACGGAACCACUGCAGUUGGGGACGUGGGGGUGGUGGAGAUGUCUACUUUCCCACUGUUCUCAUGACUUACUGAGGCUGGCAGGGGUUGUAAGGAGGAAAAUUCCUUGCUCAGACCAGCCAGCAUCACCUCCGAAGCACACCCUGCACUGCUCAGCGUGGGUUUUUCUGGGGCUAAAAGCUGUGAUUUCAGAGCCAGGCUGAGCCCCGCUUCACUGGUGGGGAAUUAAAGGACGUGGUGGUUCUUGA